Messenger RNA from Gastrolobium bilobum, 1254 nucleotides. RefSeq lists its product as uncharacterized. The record is from RefSeq and is a predicted model, not a curated record. The transcript has a single exon. Gene Ontology annotation, molecular function: nucleic acid binding; RNA-DNA hybrid ribonuclease activity. Gene Ontology annotation, biological process: DNA integration. The coding region runs from base 1 to 1254 and encodes 417 amino acids. NCBI's taxonomy places the organism in Eukaryota, Viridiplantae, Streptophyta, Magnoliopsida, Fabales, Fabaceae.
AUGAUCUCAUGGUCAAUAGAGUUGUCAGAAUACGACAUCAUCUAUGAACCGCGACAGGCAAUUAAAGCCCAGGUACUAGAAGACUUCUUGGUUGAAAUGACACACUUACAUGAGGCAGAGGACAGUGUCGAUUGGGUCAUUUACGUUGACGGAUCUUCCAAUAUCAAGGGGAGUGGUGCAGGAGUAAUAGUGGAAAGCCCUCAAGGUAUUACAGUGGAACACUCUAUCCAUUUUGGAUUCAAAGCUUCAAACAACCAAGCUGAGUACGAAGCAGUCCUCGCAGGACUCGCCAUGGCCAAAGACUUGGGGGAAACAAACAUAACCCUCAAGAGCGAUUCACAAUUAGUAAUUGCUCAAGUUCAAGGAAGCUACCAGGCCAAAGAGGCAUUAAUGAUAAAAUAUUUGGAAAAAGUAAGAUUACUACUCACAGAAUUUCAAAGCUUCAAAGUGGAACACAUCCCCAGAGAGCAAAAUUCACGGGCUGACAUUUUAUCCAAGUUAGCUAGCACAAAAGGACCAGGAAACAACAGAACGGUGAUCCAACAAAGCGUCCCUAAUCCUAGCAUCAUAAUGGCUGUAACCAAACGAAAUGCUCAACCAUCCCCAAGCACGCAAUCCAUGGUUGAGGAUGACACUAUGCCGCUGGAUGAUAAAGAAACUUGGAUGACACCAAUCUGGAAUUAUUUAUCCAAAGGAGAAGCACCACAAGAAACGCGCGCAGCUAAAAAACUAGCGCGCAAGGCUUCGUUCUACACUAUCAUCAACAAACAACUUUACAAGAAAGGGUUUUCCUCUCCAAUGCUUAAAUGUUUAGAUCCUCAGCAAGCUCAGUAUGUAAUAUCUGAGGUACACGAGGGAAUUGACGGACAUCACAUGGAAGGGAAAUCCUUAUCUCGAAAACAGCUUCGCGUAGGCUAUUUUUGGCCAACUAUGGAAGAGGACUCUAAAAAACAGGUGCGGCAAUGUGUCAAAUGUCAGGAGCAUGCAGACUUAGAUCAUGCUCCCCCUGAGAAAUUAUCUUCAAUGAUGUCCCCAUGGCCGCUCUACCAAUGGGGCAUGGACAUAUUGGGCUCACUCCCAGUGGCUGUGGGAGGGAUGAAAUGGUUGCUGGUAGCAAUCGACUACUUCUCCAAGUGGAUCGAGGCAGAAGCGUUAGCCACAAUAUCAGCCAACAAGGUUCGCCGAUUCUUCUACAGACAAAUCAUAAGUCAGUUCGGCGUUCCACAUACCAUUAUUGUAAUUCUUUGGAAGUAG